UCCCCGCGCCGCCUCGAGCAGGCCCCGUCCGGGCCCCCGCCCCUUCGCCCCCCUUCCCCGGGCUCUGGGCCUCAUCCUUCCGAGAGGCCGGGCCGGGGGCGCCCGAGGGAAGGAGCCAGGCCCGCAGCCCCGCAGCCCCGCAGCCCCGCCGGGCGGGGAAACUGCAGCCGCUUGCACAGCUCCGCGUCUGAGGGCCCGGUGACGCGCGCCGUGCGGCGCCCUCAUUGGCUGCUCCCCGCCCCGCCCUCCAGGAGAAACCAGCGUCGGCCGCGGAGGCUGCCGGCUUCGGCUAGGCGCGCCGGGAGGGGCGGGGCGGGGCCCGGGCAUGCAGGGUGCCCCAAAACUGCCCAAGGGGGUCCUGCUGGCCCUGGGCCUGCUCCUGACUAUCCUGCUCUACCUGGGACUGCCUAGUCUCCCCCAGCCCCUCAUCUGGACCCGGGACAGAGACAAUGUCACCAUCCUGGCUGGUCUCACACACAGCAACUCCUCGCUUUUCUACAGGGAGGUGCAGCCCCUUCGCCGGCCACACAGGAUCGAGGUGGUGUUACUACAUGGGAAGGCCUUCACUUCACACAUCUGGCAGCAGCUGGGGACACUGGAGAUAUUGUCCCGAAGGGGCUACCGGGCCAUUGCUCUAGAUCUCCCUGGCUUUGGGAACUCGUUCCCCUUACCUGCAGCCCGCACAGAGGCUGGACGGGCAGAUCUCCUGCAUCAAGUCCUGCAGGACCUGAAGGUAAAAAACCUGGUGCUGGUCAGUCCCUCCUUGAGCGGCCUUUACUCUCUGCCCUUCCUGAUGCGAACUCACCAACAGCUGUGUGGAUUUGUCCCCAUUGCUCCCACCUUCACUGAGAAUUACACAUACAAGCAGUUCUCAGCCAUCAAGACACCUACACUUAUUGUAUACGGAGCUCUAGACAAAGGCCUGGCCCAGGAGUCUCUGCACAAGCUGCAGUACCUCCCCAACCACUCAACGGUGAAGUUGCAGGACGCUGGCCACGCUUGUUACCUCCACCAGCCCCAUGACUUCCAUGAUGCCCUGCUCACCUUCCUGGACAAGCUGUCAUGAAGUCUGUGUCUCUGUGACCACUGGCCUUUCUCUGGGUGGAGCAGGAUGGGCCCCGGAUCCCAAGAAACUGGGGGAGGGUUCAGAGGAUCUUUGCAAGACAAUGCCCUCCUGCUCCCCGGUUCCACAGAGGGAGAUGAGGCAGGUGCGGCUGGGAUCGCAUGGUUGCCCUCUUGGGGCCUUGCCAACCCCCACUCACUUGGACUUUAAUAAAUGAACUUUGUCUGCUUC
Messenger RNA from Sarcophilus harrisii (Tasmanian devil), 1294 nucleotides. It is a transcript of the gene ABHD14A, whose product is annotated as abhydrolase domain containing 14A. The transcript is spliced from 5 exons. The record is from RefSeq and is a predicted model, not a curated record. NCBI's taxonomy places the organism in Eukaryota, Metazoa, Chordata, Mammalia, Dasyuromorphia, Dasyuridae. The coding region runs from base 326 to 1066 and encodes 246 amino acids. Gene Ontology annotation, cellular component: cytoplasm.